Messenger RNA from Culicoides brevitarsis, 1067 nucleotides. RefSeq names its product THO complex subunit 6 (gene thoc6). Lineage: Eukaryota; Metazoa; Arthropoda; Insecta; Diptera; Ceratopogonidae. Gene Ontology annotation, molecular function: protein binding. The record is from RefSeq and is a predicted model, not a curated record. The transcript has a single exon. Gene Ontology annotation, cellular component: transcription export complex; THO complex. Bases 51 to 1067 code for a protein of 338 amino acids. Gene Ontology annotation, biological process: mRNA export from nucleus.
AUACACGCUACGACGACAUAAAUUUGCCGACAACAAAAAAAAAACAAAACAUGGUUAAUAAUAAAUUAAAAUCCUAUUACACAGUAGCUGUUUCGCAAACAAUCUCAUCAGAUGGCAAACAUCUCUUCGUUGGAACAAACUUUGGCGAAAUCCUGCUAUUUUCGAUUGAAAACCUAACAAAGGACAUCACCGACGAAAGUCUUUCGGCGCCAGAAACCAAAAUCGGUUCAAACACAGAACCUCUGCAAAUUUUUCAAGCAUCCGACAAGUCCCAAAUCUACAGUUUAUCGUUUUUCAAUGACUUUUUAAUAGUGGGAACGAAUGCCGAAAUCACCGGUUACUCUUUCAAAGGACAACAAAUCUCCAGCAAAAAAGCUUGGGAAGUACGGAUUCCAUCGUCACCCGAAAAUGCCGAACUAAACGAGAUAAAUUGCUUCUGGUUGGAUCGCGAUGCGGGAAAUUUGUAUGCUGGAUGCGGCGACAACAACAUUUACAACGUGAGCUUGGAAGAUGGGAAAAUCCUCAGAACCUUUAAUGGACACACAAAUUACAUUCACAGCGUCGAUGGCAAUGCAAAAUCAGCACAAAUUGUCUCGGCAUCGGAAGACGGAAGUGUUCGCGUUUGGGAUGCUCGUUCGCGAAAAUCGAGUUCAAAAAUUGAGCCUUACAAGAAAGAUCAGCUCGCAAGACCGGAAUUCGGAAAAUGGCAAGGAACAGUAGCUUUUAAUAACGAUUGGUUGAUUUGCGGAGGCGGACCGCGUUUCAGUAUGUGGCAUUUGAGAUCGAACGAAGUCACGCAAGUGUUUGAUUUCCCCGAAAAAAUCCACAUUUGCGGGUUUUUGGAUGAUCAAGUGUUGGUUGGAGGCGAUUAUAAGACAGUUCGACAAUAUAAUUUCAAUGGGGAUCUUGUAACGGAGCUACCUGUGUCAUCACCUUCCAUUUAUUCAGCAGUUUGGCAAUCGAGUCCUCAUAAAUUACUUUGCUUCGGAGGCUCGAGUAACAUUUUAGACGUUUGUACAAACUUCAAUUAUCGCGAUAUUUGUUUGAAACUCCAUCCAGGGAAUUAA